Messenger RNA from Calidris pugnax (ruff), 1564 nucleotides. RefSeq names its product breast carcinoma amplified sequence 2 (gene BCAS2). Bases 964 to 1251 code for a protein of 95 amino acids. The record is from RefSeq and is a predicted model, not a curated record. Gene Ontology annotation, cellular component: Prp19 complex; catalytic step 2 spliceosome; precatalytic spliceosome. Gene Ontology annotation, biological process: mRNA processing. The transcript has 3 exons. Lineage: Eukaryota; Metazoa; Chordata; Aves; Charadriiformes; Scolopacidae.
CCAGGCUGGAUGGGGCCUUGAGCAACCUGCUCUAGUGGGAGGUGUCCCUGCCCAGGGCAGGGGGGUUGGAACUAGAUGAUCCUUGAGGUCCCUUCCAACCCAAACCAUUCUAUGAUCUGAAAGAGAGGGAGCUCUCUCUGUGGCCAAAACAUAGCCUGUGUUUAAAUACCUCCCAGUCUUGAAUCUUGUGAGUUAUUGCUUGGGUAGCAGUUGGUGAUAAGGGCCUUUAACUGAGCAUGACUAAAGGGACUAAUGACACCCUGCAAAAUGAUAACUCAGUGAUGGAAACAAAGAUGAUUUACUACUGAUCCUGCUCAGCCUGGAGCUGUUAUUAAUAAAGCUGUUCCGAAAGCCCAAAUAAGUUGUAGACAGUGUGGCUGCAGGAAGCACCAGCGCUAUUUCAGUCCAAGAAUGUCAGUGCCCACUUCCAAGAGGGUUAUUUUAGGGCUUAGAUAACGGUGUAGACAAAAGGAAGGUGAAAGUUCCCUUUGGAAGGAGGCAGAGGGCUGCUCAGCUGAGGAGGGGGGAGGUGGCAGAGGAUCUAGAGGAUCAUGUGUGUCGGGAAGUGAAAAGAGCUGUUUGUAUUCUGACCGUGUUACGUGAGGGAAACAAUAAAAAUUGGUUACAGGGAAUUUAAGAAUUAAAAUUAUAAGAUGGGUAAUUGGUGGGGGGUGUUACAAUACCAUUCUAGUCAGAAUAGCAUGAGCUUACAGUGCCAAGCUUGAAGAUAAAACCUGAUCAGGUGCUGGAUGUGAUUUGAUCACACUGUCUGAUGGCAAGGACUGACCACAGUGGUUCUUUAAGGUUCAUGUGUUAAAACUGGAGUGUUUUGGCUUUGUGUCAUUCCCUUCAGGAGCCCAGAGCACAGACUGUGCUGAGAACAAGUUCUCUGGUGCUUGGGUCGAAGUGGCUUUAACUCUGAAGAGUUAAAUGAGUCUGAUCUGGUAAUUGUACGUUUUCCUCAUGUUUUGCUUGCAUUUUGCUAUUAGGCAUCUGGUUCAUAUGAUCGAACAAGCCCAGAAAGAGCUUCAGAAACUGAGGAAAAACAUUCAAGAUCUGAACUGGCAACGAAAGAACAUGCAGCUCACAGCUGGGGCUAAGCUACGGGAGAUGGAAUCUACAUGGGUCUCUCUGGUCAGUAAAAACUAUGAGAUUGAACGAACUAUUGUGCAGCUGGAAAAUGAGAUCUCACAAAUCAAGCAGCAGCACGGAGAGGCAAACAAGGAGAACAUCCAGCAAGACUUCCAGUGACUUCACUCUCUUACUGCGGCGUUAGGCAAAACAAAAAGCUUUGGAGGUGCUGAGUGUUUGUAGACACGGCCGGUUGGGGUUGUGUCAGGUGAUAAAAAGGUAUUCUCUUGGUUUAUUUUCCUUGUCCUAAAUUCUAGGAGGGGGCGGGGCAGGCUGGGAAUGUCCUGCUUUGGUGUAUUUUGGGCACAGUGAAAUGCUGGGAAUUGAUUCCGUUUUUAUGCACCUCGAGUAGGAGCUCUUAAAACACAAACCUGGUCCCUGUUUCUGCAUUUUCCCUGAUGCUGUGAAUAAACGCUGGUUUUUGUUAUCUGUA